AUGAUUAAUGAUGCAUGUGAAGGUUUAGCUUAUUUAGAAAAGAAUCGUAUUGUUCAUCGAGAUAUAGCAGCAAGCAAUAUAUUAAUUGCUGAUGAUAAUACAGCUAAAAUAUCAGAUUUUGGUUUAGCUAUAUGUUUAGAAACAAUAGGAAAAGAAAAUGGAAAUAAUAUUACGACAGAAAAAAUCAAAUGUCGAACAAAAUGGACUGCACCUGAAGUACUUGAAUCAAAAAAAUAUACACAUAAAAGUGACAUGUGGUCUUAUGGUAUUCUUCUUUGGGAAAUAUUUUCUUAUGGACGAUGUCCUUAUCCUCGUCUACCUGCUGAUGAUGUCUUGAUCAAUUUAAAAGAAGGAUAUCGAAUGGAACCACCAGAUGGUUGUCCAACAGAAAUUGGUGAUAUUAUGCGUCAAGCUUGGCAUGCUGAUUCUAAUCGACGACCAUCAUUUAGCCAAAUACUUGAACGACUUAAACGUUUGGAUGCAUCUUUUUAA
Molecule: messenger RNA, 492 nt
Organism: Rotaria sordida
Lineage: Eukaryota; Metazoa; Rotifera; Eurotatoria; Philodinida; Philodinidae
Source: the annotation of a GenBank genome assembly